AUGAGUCAGAGUGGUCUCAGUGAUUUGGGAUUCAUGUGUGGAGUUGUUUGCUAUUUGAGCCUUCUGUCAAGUAUAAGUGUUCUGCAACUAUUUAUGUUUUUUUAUGUAUCAUUAGUCAAAAAUGGAUUGUGUUUUGCAGUAGGAGCUAGCACUGCUGAACCCAAUAAGACACAUGUUGUCGCCAAUGUGACUCAUGUUGAACCCAAUGGAACCCAUGUUGCAGCCAGUAGGACCCAUGCAACACCAAUAGAUCCUAAUGCUAGCCCAAAAGGAAACCAAGUUCGACCAUUUUUUGUGUUUGGUGACUCUUUAGUUGAUAAUGGUAACAAUAACUUUUUGAUUACAACAGCAAAGGCUAAUAAGCCACCUUAUGGCAUCGAUUCUCUUACACAUCAGCCUACAGGACGCUUCUCUAAUGGGCUCAACAUUCCUGAUGUUAUUAGUGAAUAUAUCGGGUCGGAACCCACUUUACCGUAUUUGAGUCCUGAGCUCAAGGGAGAAAAACUUCUUGUUGGUGCAAACUUUGCUUCGGCUGGAGUUGGAAUACUCAACGAUACUGGAUUUCAGUUUGUAAACAUACUCAGAAUGCCAUUACAACUCGAGUACUUCAAAGAAUAUCAACAACGACUGAGUAACAAAAUAGGUGAAAAACGAGCCAAAGAGCUCGUGAACCAAGCGUUGGUCCUUAUUUCAUUGGGUGGCAACGAUUUUGUAAACAACUAUUUCUUGUACCCGUUCUCCGUUAGGUCUCAAGAAGCUUCACUUUCCGAUUAUGUUCGCUAUCUCAUAUCCGAAUAUCGAAAAAUCUUGGUGAAACUAUACGAAUUGGGAGCAAGGAGGGUGAUUGUAAUGGGUUCAGGACCGCUUGGGUGUGCCCCAGCAGAACGGGCCCAACAUAGUGUAACUGGUGAUUGUGCCACAGAUCUACAAGCUGCAUCGGCCUUGUUCGAGCCACAACUUACUGAAAUGAUCAACCACCUCAAUACUGAGUAUCAUGGCAAUGUUUUCAUUGCUGCCAACACCCAACUCAUGCACCAUGAUAUGAUUUCGGAUCCGCAAGCAUAUGGUUUUGUUACAUCAAAGACAGCUUGUUGUGGGAUUGGACCAUUUAACGGGCUAUUUACAUGCUCACCUUUGGCAAACUUGUGCCCCAAUAGAGAUGAGUAUGUAUUUUGGGACGCUUACCAUCCGACUGAACGAGCAAGUAGAUUGAUUGUGCAACAAAUUAUGAAUGGGACACACAACUACAUGAAACCAAUGAACCUUAGUGUCAUCAUGUCCAUCGACUCGAACAUGUGA
Messenger RNA from Lactuca sativa (garden lettuce), 1299 nucleotides. Lineage: Eukaryota; Viridiplantae; Streptophyta; Magnoliopsida; Asterales; Asteraceae. The record is from RefSeq and is a predicted model, not a curated record.